Ceraceosorus guamensis is the source of this 2500-nucleotide messenger RNA. RefSeq lists its product as hypothetical. The transcript has a single exon. Lineage: Eukaryota; Fungi; Basidiomycota; Exobasidiomycetes; Ceraceosorales; Ceraceosoraceae. The record is from RefSeq and is a predicted model, not a curated record. The coding region runs from base 107 to 2311 and encodes 734 amino acids.
AUCACAUUCAUCGCUCGAACAGUCUGAGUCUUGUGGACGCGGGCAUGAAGGGCUGGAUAUUGAGGAUGCAAGCAGGCUGAGCAGGCUGAGCAGGCUGAGCAGCAGGAUGCAGGUGCAGGUGCAAGCUUCCAGCUCGCCUUUGGCUCUGAUGAGUCCCACAUCCCAUCAUCAUUCUCGUCGCUCUCUUGCUGUGCAGAAGUCUCGGGCGUCAGUAGCAGGAGCAGGAGCAGGGCACGCAAGCAUGAGCGCAUCGGAUGGAUCAAGUCCUGGAUUCCAGUUGAUCGCUUGCACCCGCGCUGCUCCUCCAUCCGGCAGCACCGUUGUUGACGCUGUAGCCAGCACAUCCGCCACUCGAACUCGGCCUCAACCUCAUCCGUCUGCGCGCAUCACGCCGCGUUCCAAUGGGCGCUUUGUCAGUCGGCCAGAGGUGCUCAACAGCCGUGCACCAAAGGAGGCAACAAAGACUCUGACUAGUCGCUCUCGUGCUCCCUCGGUCGAGGAGGCGCCGCCGCCGCCGCCGCCGCGUCUGCAGCAAAGUCCAGUCAAGAGCCUAACAUUCUCCCUCUCUCCCCCAGAGGUGGGCCAAGACAGCUCUCCGAGCAGCAGACCUCAUCAACGUCGCAAACUCGCACACUAUCCUCAACACACGAGCUCGCGCAUAAACGACACGUCGAGAGCGCACAUUGUGAGCCAAACAUCUGCCGAUGACGCGUCGCAGUCUGUCAAGUUUUCAUCAGUCCCUCUACCUGCCCCGUCGCCAUCCGCUUCUUCGCUGCUGGUCGCCAGAGGCGCUUCUGCUUCCUGUUCCCGGCAUUUGCCACUCGACGUCGAUUUGCAGCAGCCUCUGCAUCCACCCAAUACCAGGUCCAAGGUGGACCUCAUCUCUUCUUCGCCUGAUGCUAGCCCUUCUUCGCGCCCGCAGACGCCUUCACGCGCUACCAGUGCGAGAGCAGCCUCUAGCGCCUUUGUCAGAGCCUCGCAGCUGAUCGAUCGGUCAGAGUUGCGCAGAGAGGUGGCGCCGCGCGUCUCUGCCAAGGCGUCUGACGGACGAGCCUCGGGAUGCUGCGAAGUGGUAGAGAUGACGUACUCGUGUGCAUCGUCGAUGGAAGCAGCGCCGCCCAUCUCGCAGAAGAGGAGCGCGCAUCCCAAUCGCAGAUGCACCACAUCAUCCGCACAAGCUCGACAUGCGAGCUCUUCGCCACGUACAAAGCAGGCUGCUGCCUCUUUGUGCUCGUCCGAAGAGCCACCUGCUGCACGAGAUGCGCGCAGAUCGGAGCUUUCGCGCGCUGUCGAUUGCCAGAGAUCUGCUGCCAACUCCGACGCGCUCCGAGCGUCUGCGCCGCUUGCUGAAGCUCUUUCUGUGAGCCAAAGCGAGAUGCGAGAGGACGACGAAGAGGAUGAUGGCGCAGGUGCUGUGUCGAGCGCGCAAUGGCUCGAGUCGAGCUCAUGCUCGCUGAAGGGAGAGGAGGACGAAGAGCCGACGGCUUCGCAAGCUUUCAGAGCGCGUCUAGGACAAUUCAGGCGGAGCGCGGACGUUGCAAAGAGUGGAUCGCUGAUCGCAAGCGGAAUGGAGAAAGGCAGGUCAGUGGCACCGAAGGAUGCGCGCCGGAAGGUGCCGAGAGGCAAAUGGCGGCAGAUCGACAAGCUCGAGAGGGCCUGCAAGGUCGGCAAUGAGCAGGUUAGCGGGGGCGCGCAGCGAUUGCAGGAUGGUCAAGUGAUGAUCCUGUCCACGCUGGAGGACGUGUCCAACUUGGACGGCAUCUUCGACCAGGCGCUCCGACGCGGGACUGCGCGAGCAGCAGGAGCAGGAGCAGACGAAAGUGAAAGCGGAAGAGUGCGAGAAGCAGGAUCACGCUCGCACGUUCAAGACGUGCGCGAAGCGCUUAGCAGUUCUUUGCCUGGCAUGGUCUGCCCGACCAAGGCACCUCGCUGCGAACGUCGAAGAGACGAGCCGAUGGACAUUCCGGUGGAGAUUGUUUCGCAGAGCAGGAUGGGAACGAAAACUUACACUGGUGGUGCUGUCAAGGAGUGCGAGGGGUCCGGUAAUUCGAAGAUAAAGGAGACGUCCUCGGAACGUUUGGAGGAGGGAGGACGCGGGCAGCUGGAUGACGAUGAUCAAAUCGACACGAGCAUCGCGUCUGGCGCAGGCGCUGCUGGUUGCGAGCAGCGCAACAUCCACGGCAAAGUGCGACAGGAAAAUGUCUUGAAAGAGGCAGCUACCGACGAUGCUCGAGAUGCUCCGAGCAGCGACUCGUCUACGACUCUUGAGACUCGCAUCACCGCCCUAUCGACCGAGCCUGAGCUCGAGUGAGUGGCUACGCGGAAAAGGGGAAACGGCUUUUCAUGGCAGUGCUUGGGAGCGCGCGCAGCUUGGCAAGCGAAAGAUGAUGGCUGACGUGAUCCUUCCCUGCGACGUUUUCCUUUUCCCCGGUCCCCUGUUCCGAUCAGCUUGUCGAGCAUCUCCACCGCUCGUUUCAGAAUCUUGUCACACUGCAUCAUU